This is a messenger RNA of Rotaria sp. Silwood2, 1689 nucleotides long. Lineage: Eukaryota; Metazoa; Rotifera; Eurotatoria; Philodinida; Philodinidae. The record is from the annotation of a GenBank genome assembly.
AUGGUGAUACUUGCUGUUGUCAGAAUGAAUCAUCUGACCAAAGCAAGUCCAGUUAUAACAAACCCAAAUUCAUUAACAACAGAUGAUUAUAGUACGCAAUCAACAGCAAAUGAUGAUAGUACACCAUCAACAGCUAAUUCUGAAAAAAUGCUUCUCUUAAACGGAAAUAUACCGCCAGAACCAACAACACCAUGUGUAUUAAAUACACCAAAUACUUGUACAAAAAAUUCAACAUUUUUUUAUGAAAUUCCAUCUAAUGUGCAUACAUCAACAUUAACCGACACCCAAUCACUAACUGUUUCACUACUUACUCAAUCACUGGGUCAACCACCAUCUUCUUCAUUAUCAGAUUCAUCGUCUUCUAUUGAUAUAUUACAAUCUCAUCAAAAUUCUUCAAAUCAACUUUUAACAUCUUCAUCAACAUCAUCAUCAUCUAUUCCAUUAAUAGUUGUUACUAGUAGAUCAAAAUUAUCAAACGUUGUUGAUGUAUCAUCACCAUCAUCAUCAUCAUCGGAUAUCCAUGACGAUAGAAAAAUGCAAUUACCACGUAGUUUAAUUAAUGAAAAUAAGCCAUAUCCAUUAAAUUUACAAUUAAAAAAAUCUAUUCCACAUAUAACAACAUCACCACCAUCGUCAUCAUCAAAAACUUUAAUUAAAAAUUCAAAUUUAAGUGAUACAAAUACUAAAAAUGAUCUUGAUGUCGCAAGUGUUAAUGAUCAAAUUCAUACAUUAUUAACAUCAAAUCCAGUUGUUACAGAUUAUAGUAUCAAUCCAUCGAACAGUACAACAUCAGUAUCAAAUUCUCUAACAGUACCACCAUCAACAACAACAAAUGAAACAACAAUGAAUUAUGUUGAUCAAUCUCAUUAUGUUUCAUAUGGAACACAUCAAGCGCCUCCGUCCUAUCAUGAAGCUGUAGUUAAACCACCAACAUCUAUUAAUAAUUUUAUGCCAACAUUAAAUUUAAAUGGUACCGGUCUUUCAUAUGGUAAAACAACAGGAACAAAUGAUUGGACAACUACAUCAACAAAUACAUUUAAUAUACAAACACCAUUAAUAUCAUCGUGUGUUAAAAAUGAGCCACAAGAUUAUCCAACAACAAUUGCUAAUGGUCAACCAAUACAGUUUGCUAAACCAAAAAAUUAUCCAAAUAGACCAUCAAAAACUCCAUUACAUGAAAGACCAUUCCCAUGUCCUAUUGAACAUUGCCCAAGAAGAUUUUCACGAUCAGAUGAAUUAACAAGACAUAUUCGAAUACAUACAGGAGAUAAACCAUUUCAAUGUAAAAUUUGUGCUCGAGCAUUUUCAAGAUCCGAUCAUUUAACAACACAUAUUCGAACACAUACUGGAGAAAAACCAUUUUCUUGUGAUACAUGUGGUCGUCGUUUUGCUCGAUCAGAUGAACGUAAACGCCAUGGAAAAGUUCAUCAAAAAACUCGUAAUACAAAUCUAAUUCAUCAUCCAUUAACAAGAUCACCGCAACAAUUUAAUUCAUUAACAAUGUUACCUCAUAGUUUAAUUCCAAGUAUGAAUGAAGAUGAUCAAACUAAUGAUGAUAUGGGUGAUGAUGUUGAUGAUAGUUCAUCACAACAUAGUGCUAAUGAUUUAUCUGAACAACAACAACACCAGCAUCAACAACAAUUUUUAUGCCAACCACAUCCAAUUCAUCUCUCGGCUCAUUGGGGAUGA